This is a messenger RNA of Diprion similis, 2217 nucleotides long. RefSeq names its product signal recognition particle subunit SRP72 (gene Srp72). Gene Ontology annotation, cellular component: signal recognition particle, endoplasmic reticulum targeting. NCBI's taxonomy places the organism in Eukaryota, Metazoa, Arthropoda, Insecta, Hymenoptera, Diprionidae. The record is from RefSeq and is a predicted model, not a curated record. Gene Ontology annotation, molecular function: ribosome binding; protein binding; 7S RNA binding. Bases 51 to 2024 code for a protein of 657 amino acids. Gene Ontology annotation, biological process: SRP-dependent cotranslational protein targeting to membrane. The transcript has 8 exons.
UUCAACGUCCCGUUGGAACUUCUGCCUGCCAAAAUAAGUAUAAAACCAAUAUGGCUUCGAAAGAGUCGAAUCUGCCUGCUUUGUACGCAGAAUUAAAUAAGUUAGGACAGAAUGGGGAGUACGAACGGGCGCUGAAGACAGCGAAUAGAAUUCUCGGCAUUUCCGCGGACGAGGAAAAAGCUUUCCAUUGCAAAAUCAUCUGUUGCAUUCAACUGUCAAAGUUCAAUGACGCUUUGCAGUUUAUUGUGAAAAACCCAAAACUGUCAGCGAAUUUGGAAUUUGAAAAAGCGUAUUGCUUGUACCGCUUGAACCAAGUACCUGAAGCGUUGAAAGUAGUAGAAGGUGUUCAGAAUCCAUCCCUGAAAAUCAAAGAACUCAAAGCUCAGAUUUUGUACCGCCUUGAAAAGUAUGAGGAAUGCUUUGCCGUUUAUCGAGAUAUCAUCAAAAAUUCAAACGACGACUAUGAAGAUGAGAGAGAAACAAACCUUGCCGCUGUUCUUUCUAACUUAGCUGCCGAAGGAUCGGAUAUAGAAGUUCCUUCGCUGAGAGAAAGUACAUAUGAGUUGACUUACAAUGCGGCUCACCGUUUGGUGGCUCAAGGAACUAACGGCACCAAUAGAGCGGUGCUAGUUGAGGCUGAAAAGAAAUUGAGAACCGCUGAGAAGAUGUGCAGGGAAGCACUGGAAGAAGAUGGAGCAACCGAGGAGGAUAUUGAAGAUGAAAUUGGUAUAAUCAAGGUUCAACUUGGCUAUUGUCUUCACCUACAGGGGCGCGAAAAAGAAGCCCAAGAGCUGUAUUUAGCGGCGCUAAAAGCCAAGCCAGAUGACGUCGCUCUAGUCGCUGUUGCAAGUAACAAUGUUGUCACUUUGAAUAAAGAUCAAAACGUGUUCGACAGCAAGAAGAGGAUGCGAAACGCAACACACGAAGGCUUGGAGCACAAAUUGACGUCCAGACAGCGGAAGAGCAUUGCCUACAAUCAGUGCCUUCUUGCAAUGUAUACUAAUCAAGGAGAACAGUGCCAGCAGCUAUGCACAAAAUUGGCGCAGCAGCAUCCCGAUCUUAGCGCAGACGCAUCGCUAAUCAGAGCUAUUCAACUUAGCAAGGAAGGCAAAGUCAAAAAUGCAGUCAAAUUACUGGACGAACAUGCAGUGAACGAUAAGCAUUUAUCAAUGAAACUUGCCGCUGUUCAGCUACUCCUUAGUCACGAUGAACGAAAAGAGGCAAUAAGAAUUUUGGAAAACUUGAACGAGAAGGACAGAUCAAUGCCUGGAAUAGUUAGCGCACUGGUAAUGCUUCACCUGGCAGAUAACACUCGUGAAAAAGCAUCCGCUGUCCUCAAGGAAGCGGUGAACUGGUAUAAGAAAAAUAAGGAGAGCACUGCUAACCUGGGUACCUUGUGGCGUCAGGCAGCAGACUUUCAUUUGCGAGGAGGAGAAGUUAGCGCAGCAGCUGCAAGUCUGGAGGAAUUACUCCAGGCUUCUCCUACUGAUACCAGAACUCUUGCACAGCUGGUGAUAGCUUACGCGCAAUUUGAUCCUACCAGAGCGCAGAAUUUGUCAAAACGAUUACCGCCUCUUCACCAUCUUGCAGAAACAACUGAUGUCGAUGCUCUUGAGUCCAGUAACUGGGUUAUUGGUACUAAAGUAGUGAAGCGUAAAGUGGAGCAGUCACCUGGGACACCUGGAACCGACUUAGCCCAGAAAAAACGAAAGCAACGUAAGCGUAAAGGAAAAUUGCCCAAGAAUUGUGACCUCAGUUCAACACCAGAUCCUGAAAGGUGGCUACCGAGACACGAACGUAGUGGAUUUAGAAAGAAGAGGGACAGAAGAAACAGAGACGCUGCUAUGAAAGGAACCCAGGGAGCUGCAGCUGGUGCCAGUGACCUUUAUGACAUAACUAAGAUGCCAGCGAAUGCAAAGCCCUCUCCAAAUCCUCGCCAAAGUCCUGCAGUUGAACCUGCCGGUCCAAGACAACAACAGCGUAAAGUGCAGCAGAAGAAAAAGAAGAAAGGUAGCAAGUGGUAAAACCUAAAUAUUGGGUGACAUUUUCAAUAUACACAUGUACCAUUUAACAUACAAUGACCACAAACUAACAACUAUUCUCAUUUUAAAUAUCAAAAUUUGGGUGUAAAGGUAAAUUUAAUUUCCAAAAAAAAAAAACAAUAUAUGAUUAUGUAAAUGUUGUCCCGAUAACUAUACCGCUCAUUAUUAGCAUUUU